Molecule: messenger RNA, 2150 nt
Organism: Laetiporus sulphureus 93-53
Lineage: Eukaryota; Fungi; Basidiomycota; Agaricomycetes; Polyporales; Laetiporaceae
Exons: 12
Coding region: 77-1915 (612 amino acids)
Source: RefSeq, a predicted model, not a curated record
GCAUAACCUUGCUAGCCUUAAGAGACAAAGAGAAGGAGAUGCCUUGCGUGCUGCCACUCAGCUCCCCAUUCCAAAUAUGAUCAGUGCAGAGUACGCAUCCCCUGCUGCGGCACGCCUUGCUCUGCGCUUGACGUUUGGAGUGUACGUGAUGGGCCCUCAGUUGGUAGGAAGUACCCUCCUGCAGGAAACGUCACAAAGAGCUGGGCUCAUGAAGUCUCUUCGUGCAUAUAUCGACCACACGAUCAACACCAAAGCAAUGAAGACCAAGCAAUAUCAACAUCAGGAGCCGGCAGAUUUGGACAUUCAUGCCAGAGAAUGUUGUGCCAUGUUCCUUUGUCUAUUUUCUGUUGUGUCUUGCGCUGAGGAUACUGAGGUCGAUGCCCAAUUCCUCCCACAUACUCAUGCAGCGCUGCUGCGUCUGAUCGCUUCGGUGAUCUGUCCGGUUGAAUUUCCUUCAUCUCCAGAACACCUCUUGUCUCCUUAUCUCAAGCUGGACACUGCCCAAGUAAUUCUGUUGACGUGGGGUAAGACUAUCCCGUGGUCCUGGUGCGUAUGGGCAGAUCCACGCAUAGCAUACGCAGAGAUCAUAGGCUCCAUGAGCAGCACCUGGCUGUUUCAUAUCGGUGGUGUCUCGAACGACGCUGAGUGUGACCCUCAGUUUGCAUCAGCCGCAUCCUGGGAGGAAGAGUUGACAGCGGCACUUUCGCUCAAUCCGACAGCGGCAACUAUUGCUAUAACCAGAAUUCUCAAUUGUGCCGUAUCUGCGUUGCUGAUGGCGCCGCCUGCGCAUUUUCCCCCUCAUUGUCUUGACGUCAUUUACAGAUGUUGCUGGGCAGCCGCACAACUGUUUCGAGCAUCUGUCAAUGUUGCGGACGCUGUAGCGAUCCAGCUUUGUAACGCGUUAUGCAGGAUCUUCAUAUUGCUACAACAAGAUAAUGCAUAUAAUGCUAAGGACCAGAUCCUUGAAGCAUUAUCAUCUGUUCAAGCUGAGGUGCUACGAUCUGUGAUGAAAGAUCUGUGUAAGGAUGCAAAAGUCAACGUUGCGAUAGCGUUGGAGAGCAGAAUUUCUCAUCUCAGCAGAUAUAUUGAUCAUGAAGCCGGCCGCGCGGACUUAUGUCAUCAAGACCUAUCUGGUAUCAGGCAAUUGCUUCAGUUUAACACUCUCACAUGGCACCAUGGGAUUCAAACGGGAAUCAGCGUGCCAGUAUGGACGUCUUUCCUCCGAGGUCUCGUGAACUGGCUCGCCUCUGUACUUCCGGAAUCUGAGGCGGCUAUAAACCUAAGAGAUGCUUUGAUCUGUGCUCUAGCAACUUUUGCGCUCCUUGAUGAGGAAGGACGCAAACAAUCCUGGGAUGAUGAGAUUGUCUGGAAUAUCGCAAUCAAUAGCCGUGCAGCAGAUUUAACUACCGCCUGUGCUCUUUCCAGCUAUAUCUCUGCGACUAUACGACGCAGCCGCUGUAGCCCACUCGCCAUUGCAGAAAGUUGGAACUAUCUUCGCGAUGCCCUGCUGCUUAUCCUUACCCAUCAAUUUUUCAAUAUCGAGGAGCCACUUGCCAUACUGAUCUGCCCAUCCAUCUGUCAAGCUCUGAUGCAUUUGUUGCGGGAUUCAGGAGAUGGGCCUGUCCAGUAUAUGCUUUCUUCGCCGUGGUCAAUUAAUCUUUGCGCCGCAUUACAAGACCUCGCAGAAGUCGCAGACUGUCAAGGCGAUAACUAUCGCGCAUAUUUGCAUGCUAGAGCCAUGCCUUUCGCAAGCGCCCUCUUGGAGCAUAUGAGGGCGGUCCUACUCAAUGACCAUCAACAACACGACCUCCCAACUGCAGAUAUACGACUUCUCAUAGUUGGAAUUCACACCGUACCUCACACAACACUUGUCUUGGAGCAUCGCCGUGAAGACGUGCCCUCCGACGCUGCGUGAUUCAUCUAUCCAGGAGCACCUUCGACAAGCACAUCGUCAAUACAUUGCAGUCAAUUACCACACGAUGACCGGCGAUCCGUCUGCCAAGACAAGUGCCCGCGACAACAACGCCGUCGUCUUUAGAAUCUUUGUACAUGAAUGAUCAGAUGUGUCAUUAGCCCGUAGAACUCGGUGGUAUCCCGAACUCAGCGCGCAUACUAGCUUGAGCACAACAGAGCGCCGGCAUCACAGGACC